ACGUUGUUACCUCGCUGCGCGACAGACGACAGUGACGCUUCCUAAAAGGUCACAGCUAAAACGAGGAUCAGCUUUAGGUUUAUGUCGAAGAAGACUAACUAAUGUUGCCGGCGUUUGUCGCAAGGCUUAUUAUAACUGUUUUAGGAGUUAUGCAUCCCUCCUAUAGGACAUAUAAAGCCAUAAAAAGAAAAGAUUAUCAGGAAGUGGUAACACUCGGAAUGUACUGGGUAGUUUUCAGUAUGUACAUUACAGUGGAGCUAGUCACUGAUAUUCUCUUCCAGUGGCUCCCAUUCUACUACGAAGCUAAAACUUUGUUUGUUAUCUGGCUAGUUACACCAGCCACAUCAGGAUAUAGUUUCAUUUAUCGGAAGAUUAUUCACCCUGAACUCACCAAGAGGGAAAAUGAGAUUGACGAAGCAAUUAAUAGAGCAAAGGAAAAAGGGUACUCAAAAGUCGUAGAGUUUGGUGCAAAAGGGUUAAAUUAUGCUGCUAAAGCUGUCCUCUCUGGUGCUAUGCUGGGUCAAGACUUUUUGGUUGAUCGUCUUGGAAAACGAAGUUCAAGUAUGUUCGAACUUAAUCGUCGAUCACAAGUGGGGCGUCUAAGAUUGGGUGCUGGUGACAUUCUAGAUUAUGAUGAGCCAGAUUUUGCCAGCACUUUUCGAGAGAGAACAAGUCCAGAGGAUGACCCAUUUGCACUUAACUGGCUUCAAAUGGGAUCGACAGGGUCACUAGGGCGACAUUGGAGACCGGGUUCUAAAGGUGUGGUGUACAUUUUUGUAUUCACUGUCUUUUUGUGUUAGGUGUCUUCUGAUGUGUGUCGAAUCAUUAUCACAUCUUUGUAUGUAUCUAUUCGUGCUUAAAAUCAUUUUUGUGUAUCCCUUGCAUUCUUUAACCCGACUCAUUUUAAUUUCAGUUUUAGAUACAUCGGGUAGUUAAUACUUUUCUUUAUCUAAUGCUCUUGCUUUUUUAACACUAUAUUUAGUUGAUGUGAUUAUUUGUGGAUUAAAUUAUUUUGAUUUUGGCUAUGUGUAUGAGUACUUCUUGUAUAUAGUUUCUUCUGUCUAACCAAAGGUUUUUGAUAAACAUUUUAUUCUGAUUUGCAUGUUUUGUCCUAACCACACUGUAUUUGGCACCUACUCAAGGCUAUUCUGCCAUUUUUCUGUGACAUGUGAUCUUUUUUAAUUCUUUGGGAAUGAAAACGGGCGUUUCUUACGUGUUUUGCUGUGCAAGAAAGUAGUGUUGCAUCCUCAUAGGUUCAUAAUAACCUGAAGUAAGUUGCUUAUCAUGGUUUUCGUAAAAAAUGCCCUUUCCUCUCUACCGCUUGGCAGUAAUUAUUGAACUAAUUUUCUAGUGUAAUCGCUAUUACUUCAUUCUAUCAAUUACUUGCUGGACAAAUACUACUGUGAAUUUUAACGCAUUAUUUAUGGCUCUAAUCUAAUAGUCUUAAGCUUAUUUAGCACUAUCAGUCGUGUUCACUGCUGCAGGAAAGCCAUACUAGCUGUAGGUGGGAGGAGCCUCGAAUUCAUGGCUCAUUGGCUGAAAGUCGAGUGCUUAAGUCGACGAGCCACUUCUCCACAUUAAUGUUAAUGUACGGCAAAUCAGUACAUGCAGAACCUUGAUUGAGUUAUUGUAUCCGUAUCUAGUUUUUCACUAGUUUGAUCAGACUAUUCGCACUAAUUCUCGAAGUUUUGUCUUAUUUCUCAUUGGGAAGUAUGAAGUCUAAAACAAUAAAGAUAUUAGGAGUUCACGAAGUCCAGAGUUGUAUCUCAAGCGGUUUCAGAAAGUGUGAAAUGUAUUAUUGAGAUUAACAUAACAACUGAUAUGGAUGGUCCUGGUUGUUUUUGAAACAGCUAAAAGGUGACCAGGGUAGAAUGAACAGAUGCAUGUUCCAUUUUACUGCUCUAUUUUAUAGCCUCUUUUACUACUGAUUAUAUCAUUUUUCUUUUGUUUAUCAUUUUCCUAUGGCAUUUGUUUUCUCUGUAAUAGUGUAGUGUUGUAGCAUUAAAUAAUUUGCUAUCCCGUCGUAUAUACGUUUAUGUGUGUGUGUGUGUGUGUGUGUGCGUAACCACGGUCAUAAAUUUUGUUGGUAGUCACACCAUAACCUGUUCAUUUGUCGUGUCAUCAAUGUUACCCUUCAGCACCAAUUACUGAAAAGCACAAAAUAUUUCACAAAAUCUUUCAAAAGUUCCAGGUUUGUUCUUCAUUAUGUCUUGUACAUAUGGUGUAAUCAGUAUCAUAUAGUGAAGAAUUUUCUACAUUCAUAAAAAUAUAUCUUAUAUCUGUCUAAGUCUGACAUGAGCUGCACUCUUCUCGGAUGUGAUAGGAUGUUUUAGGACUAAAAUACACAUACUUCUUGUUUAAGGAUAGCAAGCAAGGUGAUGUAAUUGUGUAAAUUUCUGUCAUCUUUCAAGGAAAAAUCGAAUAAACAAUUAUCCAGUAACAUAAAAAAUAAUUCCUGGAUUUUAUGUGGUUUCAAAAAUUACCUACCUUUCCCUUCAACGACAGGUUUUUCAAGUUUUUAAUUUAUAAUCCUUUCUUGAUUUUUCAGGUCUAAGUAAUGUACCUGAGGAUUCAGAACAUUUCAUCGAAGAGUCUCAGUCAGUUUCAUCGAACCGAUCGGUUUCGACAAGGCGUACAAAUGUUGCUCAGAACUAUUUGAGGUUAGUUGGUCGACAACAAAGCGACCGUCGUGCAACAGUGUCUUCUACCAGCUCUGUAGUCAGCUCUCCAGUUAUUACCCGUCCUCGUCUUGGAUCAUCUCCGACUUCUCCCUCAACAGAAACGUCUCUCCCACCGAAACCUCCUAGGAAAUAAUGACUAUAUUUUAACACCUAUAAAGAAUCUGCGCCACGUCGUAUGUCAACACGUCGUACUGUCCGGCCUCAAUCAGUUCCACAGUCAAUCAAAACACUGAGUGUUGGAGAUCCAACUGAUUAGUUUUGUUAUAUAUAUAUAUGUAUAUAUAUAUAAACUUAAGUGUGUGAAUCCAACAAUUGAAAUAUUUCUUCCACUUUAUGUACUAUUUGCCUGCCUUUCCUGCUGACAAAACACAAUUGAUUAGGUUUUUUUUAUUGUACAGCUGCUGCUUACCCCAGUCAUCUUGAUGAAUUUCAAGCUGUUCGCCUAGAUUCCUCUUCAAUACUGUUCAAAAGAUAGAUAGAUAGAUGGGUGCAAAUAUCUGUGUGUAUGUGGAACUAUGCAUUUUAUUUUUCAUUCUCUCUCUGUCUCUAUGUCAUUAUAUUAAACAAGCCUGUUAAUUUGUAUUUUAUAUAAAUAAAUGUCUGUUAAAAAUCUGUGUAAUACACUGUAUUCUCAAAUUUCUACAUUAUUUUUCAUCUUUUCAUAUUGUAGACGAACACACUCUGUGCACACACACACACACUACAUUGAACAUGCUUCAUGCGUAGAUUUCCCUAUUUCUUGUUCUUCUUGUUGUUGUUAUUCUUCUUCUUUGUUGGUUGUUCCUAUGUAACAGAGAAGAAUAUCCCCCUUUUUUCCUAUGAUCAAUCAACAUUUAUGUGUAAAAGAGAAAAAAAACUUUUCGUGUGUUUCUAACAAUUUGAGCUAUAUGAUAAUCAUUUAAAUAUUCUUCACACAAUGUGUAUUCUAUGAGCGAACUGAUUCAAUUAUUAUUAUUAUUUUUUUUAAUAGUCUACAGUUCGUUUGUGUAUGGGUUUUUCUUUUUUUGAAUUACCCUUUUUAGGUAUGUUAAUUAGGUGGGUCUCGUGUUGUCCAUAUUUGUGUGUGUGUGUGUGUGUAUGUGCGUGCGUAUGCCUUAAUCUGUGUACAUAAAAAAAAGAACAAUAUGCACUUUGUGCAUCUUGAGUUGUAUUAUCCUGUAAGAGUGAUAAAGCUCGCCCCAACCUCCAGCCAUCACCUUCUAAAGUAAGGUUUCUUUAAGAAAACAAACAUUGAACAAUGAACUCAAUAUAAAAAAAAGGAUAAUAUCAUCACAUAUCUACUUUAUUGUAUACAUGGUCAAAAUGCUGAAGGAAAAAAAAGAUGAUGGUGCAUAGGAACAUUUUAUUUGACAGGACUUUCCAGUUUUCUUCAUCCUUUUUGUGUCAUAUAUUAUAUGUUCAAUGUAAAAGAUAAAUAUAUACAUAUUUUUCUGUCAUAUUCUAUGGAAUAUUAAAAAUGUCAUAUGAGAUAUUGGUGUCUUCAUGUGUUUCUUUACCAGUUUUAUUCUCAUGUUGCUUAGUAUUGUGAAAUGUAG
Messenger RNA from Trichobilharzia regenti, 4216 nucleotides. The record is from the annotation of a GenBank genome assembly. Lineage: Eukaryota; Metazoa; Platyhelminthes; Trematoda; Strigeidida; Schistosomatidae.